Molecule: messenger RNA, 303 nt
Organism: Diaporthe amygdali
Lineage: Eukaryota; Fungi; Ascomycota; Sordariomycetes; Diaporthales; Diaporthaceae
Exons: 1
Coding region: 1-303 (100 amino acids)
Source: RefSeq, a predicted model, not a curated record
AUGGCAGCAGGCAUACCACUGUGCAGCGCCGAGGGGCAGAAGUCAUCAAGGCACAUGAGCGGCUCGCUUCCGGGGUACAGUCACCCACAAACCUUGGACGCACCACUGCCGCCGCCACCCUCGGUCUCUCUCCGUGCUGCGGUGGGCUUCCAAAUCUCGGCGGCCACCCUUGACCCGAUUGACCUGCCCUUUGCGGCAGACUACUGGCUGGUACCUGAAGAAUGGCAGGCUGGGCUGUACCGAGGUGGUGUCGAGAAGAGAAGUCGCUUAUCUGAGAGGCCGGAUUCUGUUGAGUCGGAUUGA